Molecule: messenger RNA, 672 nt
Organism: Boleophthalmus pectinirostris (great blue-spotted mudskipper)
Lineage: Eukaryota; Metazoa; Chordata; Actinopteri; Gobiiformes; Gobiidae
Gene: smtla
Product: somatolactin alpha
Exons: 5
Coding region: 1-672 (223 amino acids)
Biological process (GO): growth hormone receptor signaling pathway; animal organ development; positive regulation of receptor signaling pathway via JAK-STAT
Cellular component (GO): extracellular region
Molecular function (GO): growth hormone activity; growth hormone receptor binding
Source: RefSeq, a predicted model, not a curated record
AUGCAUAGUAAAUUCAUACAGCGGGGGGGCUGGGCUGUUUUACUCUGGCCUUUUCUGUUUACCAAAUGCAUCCCACUGGAUUGUCAGGAUUGUCCGUCCAUCUCUCAGGAGAAACUUUUAGAUCGAGUCAUCCAGCACGCUGAGCUUAUCUACCGCGUCUCUGAAGAGUCCUGCACCUUGUUUGAGGAGAUGUUUGUUCCCUUUCCACUGCGUCUUCAGAGGAACCAGGCGGGCUACGCAUGCAUCACCAAAGCCUUACCUAUUCCCAGCUCCAAAAGUGAAAUCCAGCAGAUCUCUGAUCAGUGGCUUCUCCAUUCAGUUAUGUUGCUGGUACAAUCUUGGCUAGAGCCUCUGGUUUACCUUCAGACUACUUUAGAUCGAUACGACGAUGCCCCAGAAUUACUUCUCAACAAAACAAAAUGGCUGUCAGAAAAACUCUUAAGUCUUGAGCAAGGGGUUCUGGUUCUCAUCACCAAGAUACUAAAUGAGGGGAUGGUGUCGACAACUUACAGCGAGCGCGGAAUAUUUCAAUACGACAUGCAGCUUGACAUGUUGGAAUCGAUCAUGAAGGACUACACAUUGUUCAAUUGCUUCAAGAAGGAUGCUCACAAAAUAGAGACCUUUCUGAAGCUUCUUAAGUGCCGGCAAACUGACAAAUACAACUGUGCAUAA